AUGGCUGUAAAUACGUUUAUAGCGUACCAAACCAAACCAUACAUGAUUCAUGAUGAAGAUGAAUACCCAGAUUGUAUUCCAUCGAUAAUGGUGCCAAUCCCUUUUUCUUGGAUCGGUAGACAGAUACUCAAAUUAAUUUUUGCCAUCUUUUUCGUUUCCACUGUUCUUUGGCUUCUCCCUUUUGAUCAUACAACUACUUCAUUACAUUCCAUCACUUUUAACCCUUUGCAAUCUAUCAUCCAUGAUUUAACCGACAAAGGCAUUAUCAAAACGGGUAACAAAGCCCUUAUUGUAGCCGGCGAAAACCAUCAUGGCCCGAUUGUUAUUAAAGAUGAUCACAAUUACAACACCAAGGAAAUGACCUUGAAUUCCACUCCAGCACCUCCCAAGGAGGAUUUCUUCGACUUCAUAUUCACAAAAGAUUUUCAAUCAAGCAUCGAUAAGUCGCUUAAAGUAGGUGGAGUUCUAACACUUCAACUUAGUAACAACCCUAAAGUGGUUUUCAAAAAGCCCAACAACUAUAGAACUGUGUAUCUCCGACAUUAUGGAUCAACAUUCAUGACCAUGAGAAAGACGUCACACAAUAAAAAUAACAAAGAAUCUCCAUCAAAAAGGAAACUUCUUGGAGCUAUUAUUACUAGCCAAGAAGCAAAGAAAGCCGCCCUCAAGAACCUUGAGGACGCAUUACUCGAGCCUCCGAGAGGUACUCUAUCGGGAAAAUCAAACAAAAGAUUCCUUAAACGGACCAAAUAUUUACCGGACUUGUUAGGAGAUUCUUUCGAAAACUACCCACGUAGGAUCUUCAUCGAUGUGGACUUGUCGGAGCAUAAGAACAAGGGUUACCGUCCUAGAUGGUUCGAGAAGCAUUACCCAACAAGGAACAAGGAUUUCGAUAUUUACAAAGUUGAGGCUGUGGAUGCAGAUCAAUCCGAAGAAGGGACGACACCACAAAUUGGAAUGUCGGAUUGGUUAAGGAGGAAUGUGAAGGAAGAAGAGUAUGUGGUCAUGAAAGCGGAAGCCGAAGUGGUUGAGGAGAUGGUAAAAAAUGGAGUGUUGGGUCUUGUUGAUGAAUUGUUCUUGGAAUGUAAGCAUCAAGGGAUGAAUGGAAAUACGGAUCUAAGUAAGAUUAGAAAAGGGAGAAGGGCUUAUUGGCAAUGCCUGGCUUUGUAUGGGAGACUUAUGGAUGAAGGCGUUGCGGUUCAUCAGUGGUGGGGUUAA
Impatiens glandulifera is the source of this 1218-nucleotide messenger RNA. RefSeq lists its product as uncharacterized. NCBI's taxonomy places the organism in Eukaryota, Viridiplantae, Streptophyta, Magnoliopsida, Ericales, Balsaminaceae. The transcript has a single exon. The record is from RefSeq and is a predicted model, not a curated record. Bases 1 to 1218 code for a protein of 405 amino acids.